GAAAACAAAAACCUGCACGUCUAAUUCAAGAGAUGUUUGCUUUCACUUCAUUUCUUCCCAAACCCAAAAUCCAGAGUCAAAACGAUUCUCUAGUUAGGCGCCAUAAUUCACAACCAAAAAUAAAGUUCGCGAUUGCCACCUUGCAUCUUUCUACCCAAUCAAGAACCGCCACGUCACUAAUCUUUCAAAGAAAAAGUGCAGGUGAAGCCAGCUGUGAGGGUUUAAUUGGAGGGUAUAGAAACAAAUAUCCAGAUCCGAGUACAGAGUAUAAUUCGGAGACAUAGUCAUAAUUCAGAAUUCAGCAUCCCCAACCAUAGCAACCGCUUUAUUGAUUGAUUCCACUUCAAAUUUGGGCACCGCUUAAAAUCUCAGAAUUUAGAUCUAAAACUGAUACUACUCUCACUCGAGUCACACGCAGAGCCCAGAAACACUUCUUUCUCACUCUAACAACAAUGCCUCCCACUGAAGGAGACUUCGAUCUUAGGCAUCCGUCUCAAUCUGCCUUCGCUGCCGGAGAGUACACGUUCGCCGAUGUCGAGAAUUUGGAGCAUUGCGCUAAGUAUCUCAACCAAUCGCUCGUCACGUUCGGAUUCCCUGCUUCGCUCGAUCUCUUCGCAAAUGACCCCGUUUCCAUUGCGAGGACUUGCAAUUGCAUUUACUUUCUGCUCCAACAGAGACAGCGCGAUGUCGAAUUUAGAGAGUCUGCUAAUGAUCAAAGACAACGACUGUUGUCUGACAUCUCGAGGUUAGAAGCCAAAGUGGAGAGGCUCGAAGGUCAACUACAAGUCAAAGACAGGGAGAUAGCGACUAUUACUAGAACAGAAGCUAAAAACACGGCAGCUUUGAAGGCUCAAAUUGAGAAGCUGCACUCAGUUUGA
Messenger RNA from Vigna umbellata (rice bean), 878 nucleotides. The record is from RefSeq and is a predicted model, not a curated record. Lineage: Eukaryota; Viridiplantae; Streptophyta; Magnoliopsida; Fabales; Fabaceae.